AUGUACCUCGUCACGUGGCCUCUUCGCGCGUACCUCGCGUGGAGCGCCCUCAGCGCCAUCUACUUUGCCGCCGUCCCGAUUGUCCUCGUUGCGACGUGGGUGCGGCCACUCAUUCCGCACGCCGACGUCUAUACGUCCUGCGCACUCGGCGGUCUCUGCGUCGUCAUCGCUGGCCUCGUCCGCGUCCGAAUGGCGAGCAAACUGGCGUCGCUCGCGCCACUGCUUCUCGUGCUAUUGGCUGCGUUUGCCCUUUUUGGCGCCAUCUUCAUCCUCGCCUUCUCGGAAUUCUACUGGCUCCAGGCCGUGUCCUCCCGGCGCGCCGCCCUUGAAGAGGUCGAAGCCGGCAUCGUCAAUGCAUACUACUACGACCGCGGGUACCUCGCCGACACCAACUCGGACUGUUCCAUGCGACCGUGGGACAGCCGCGAUGAGCAGCUCGCGGCCUUUGAAGAUACGUACUGCGCCAAGCAGGGCAAGGCGUACUGCAACGCCUUUCCCCUGCGCAAGACGCUCGUCCAGCCUCUGAUUUUCGACAACAAGACCGAGCACGAGCGCAUCGCCGCGCUGCUCCAGACAUCGUCGUUCCUUGGCGUCGCCAUUGACGAUCACAUGACGCUCUCCCAGUUUUGCGCGACGGUCGCCCCCAGCGUGCUGACGAGCGAGCCAUCUCUGGACGUGGCGUGUGACGGGUGCCGCGCCCUCGUCGCCGCGCCCGAGGAUACCUCGAGCUUCGGUAGCUGGGUCCAAGAGCACUGUCCGUUGACGACAGUCGACCCAAUGGCGAGCUACUGCAUCAUGAGCGCCAGCGCCAAGCUAUACCCGUACCUCUUGGCAUACCCCGAGGCCAAGCGCUGCCGCCGCGAGAUUCUGCGCCUCUACAAGGCCAACCGCGCCCUUAUUUGCUUUGACGAAAAGUUUGAUGCGUUGCCCAAGCCCUACACGGAUGCGAUGGCGUACCCCGCAGUCGUCCUCGCAGGACUAGCCUUUGCGCUCUUUUUCUGGGUCUCGGUCGCACAGAUGAAGCGCAAUGCGAUCAAUGCCGACGACGAGCUCAUGCUGGAGGCCAUGCUGCAUGCGCGGCCGUCCCCGCAAUAG
Saprolegnia parasitica CBS 223.65 is the source of this 1095-nucleotide messenger RNA. RefSeq lists its product as hypothetical. NCBI's taxonomy places the organism in Eukaryota, Oomycota, Saprolegniomycetes, Saprolegniales, Saprolegniaceae. The record is from RefSeq and is a predicted model, not a curated record. The coding region runs from base 1 to 1095 and encodes 364 amino acids. The transcript has a single exon.